Molecule: messenger RNA, 2108 nt
Organism: Phragmites australis (common reed)
Lineage: Eukaryota; Viridiplantae; Streptophyta; Magnoliopsida; Poales; Poaceae
Product: transcription factor BHLH6-like
Exons: 4
Coding region: 959-1801 (280 amino acids)
Biological process (GO): regulation of DNA-templated transcription
Cellular component (GO): nucleus
Molecular function (GO): DNA-binding transcription factor activity; protein dimerization activity; sequence-specific DNA binding
Source: RefSeq, a predicted model, not a curated record
UGCCAUGUCGCGCCGACCAAUCAUGACCUUUGUUUGAGCUUGCCCUUGGCCGAGGUCAAUUUUGACCAGGUCAACAGGACCCUUAACCCCACUCUACAUCUUUAUCUUAUCACCUCUUCCCUUGGCUAGUCUUCCUCCCUGACUCGACGCCUCGUAUCCACGUGCACGUGCUCACCGUCGUUGUCGCUCGAUGACCAAUGAACCUACAGCAACCUCACGCCUAGUACGUUCAAAUUCGGCCGGCCAGUUGCCGGACCGAGGAGCCACUGCUAGAGAGCCCCUCUUCCCCGGCCCGUCUUCCUUCCGGCUCUCUCACACCCGUCAUCCAAUCAAAACAUGCACACAAAGCGGUGCGCGAGCGCACCUCUCUUUGUAGUUACCCGAGUCUAGCUAGCAUUCGUAUCGGUCUCACAACAACCACGAUAUACAAUAAAGAAGAAAAAACUGGAUCCACGUCGCUUGAAACUAGGUUCGCUUGCAAGAUCCGAGACAGAUCACAUCAGGUCAGCUCUCUAUCACACGCGGAGAUUCAAACCAUGUCACCAGCAGCAAUAAACAACAGCAUCAUACCAAUUACUAAGCAGAUGCAAAUUAGUACGAGUGAUUAUUGAUUAAGCCAUCAAUCAACCGGUUAAAAAAUUUAAAAUUAAUAAAUCCCGUACGUUGCCCUCGCGAUGGGAGUGGGCUCCUAUGCGUGCGGCUGCCAGGGCGGGCCCCCGACCGGGCGCUCUAGUUGGCGCACGUUUUGUUUUACCGCCUGGUCGUUACGCGGACUGGGAGACCGGAGGAGCCGAGCGCGUCCGCGUCUGGAGGCCCCACCCGCCAGCCUUACGCGCCGGAGCCUAUAUAGAGGCUCGGGAGAGACGAGUGAGCUCACUCUCACAGCGAACCAGAAUUCAAAAGGAGCACAGCCGAACAGACGGAAACAGGGGAAGGAGAGCAACAAACAGAAGGAGCCAUGGACGUGGAGAUGGGCGACAGCUUCGAGUUCUACUGGGAGACGCAGCACUACCUCGAGUGCGAAGAGCUCGUCCGCAGCAUGUACGUGGGCGGCGGCGCGUGCGAGGACUCCACGUCCUACUACGAUUCCAACUCGCCUGACGGCUCCUACUCGUCGUCAGCAGCGCCGGCGGGGGUGACUGCAGCGACCGCGGCUGGGGCGGGCGCGGGCGGUGCAACGGGGGCGAACAAGAACAUCCUCAUGGAGCGCGACCGCCGCCGCAAGCUCAACGAGAAGCUCUACGCGCUCCGCAGCGUCGUGCCCAACAUUACCAAGAUGGACAAGGCGUCGAUCGUCAAGGACGCGAUCGAGUACAUCGAGCGGUUGCAGGCGGAGGAGCGGCAGGUACUACAGGAGGUGCGCGCGCUCGAAGACGCCUCCGGAGCGGCGGGAGGCGCGGAGGACAACUAUCACUACGACGAGGGCCUCCUCGUGCCGGCGGAACGAAGGAAGAAGAUGAAGCGCGCAGAGUCCGUGCCGUCCAUCACCCACGGGAACGGCGCCUCACCGCCGGUCGAGUUCCUUGAGCUGCGCGUGUCGGAGGCUGGCGACCGCGUGCUGGUGGUGAGCGUGACGUGCAGCAAGCGCCGCUACGCCAUGGCCCGGGUGUGCCGCGCCAUCGAGGAGCUCCGGCUCAGGGUCAUCACCGCCAACAUCACCUCCGUCGCCGGGUGCCUCAUGCACACCGUCUUCGUCGAGGUUGAUCAAAUGGAUCAUAUCCAGAUGAAGGAGAUGAUCGAGGAUGCUCUCUCCCAGCUCGACACCGCUACACGCUGCCCCACAAGUUCGAUGAGUUAUUAGGAGUGAGGAGGAUAAUAAUUAUUAUGAAACAAAGUUCAGCCCUUGCUUUGUCAGGAUCUAGUUCGCCGCCAGCUCAGCACCUUCUUAACAAAGAUAUUUUGUGUUGCUAUAUGCUGCCCCUUUUUAACACCCCAUGUGUACAUGGGAGGUGGUUGUUUUGCUACGAGGCAGCAGUUCAUGAGGGCUUACAUAGUAGGCUAAAGUAAGUUUGGACUUCAUGUGAUAGGUCUCACGGUCAUCGCAUAUGUUAAUGAACUAUAAGAUAUGUAUGGUAAUGAAUAACAAGGGCACUCACCUUAUUGGAACA